Trichosurus vulpecula (common brushtail) is the source of this 7100-nucleotide messenger RNA. RefSeq names its product kinetochore associated 1 (gene KNTC1). The transcript has 63 exons. The record is from RefSeq and is a predicted model, not a curated record. Gene Ontology annotation, cellular component: kinetochore microtubule; cytoplasm; RZZ complex. Gene Ontology annotation, molecular function: small GTPase binding. Bases 1 to 6630 code for a protein of 2209 amino acids. Lineage: Eukaryota; Metazoa; Chordata; Mammalia; Diprotodontia; Phalangeridae. Gene Ontology annotation, biological process: protein localization to kinetochore involved in kinetochore assembly; mitotic spindle assembly checkpoint signaling; mitotic sister chromatid segregation.
AUGUGGGAUGAUAUUGAACUGCUAACAAGCGAUGACACGGGAAGCGGUUGCCUAAGUAUUGGUUCGGGAGAAGAACAUGGAACAACUUUGUAUCAAGUGGACACGUUAGUCAAGAUAUCCUCUGAGAAGGCUUCACUUUCUCCAAAGUUACACGCAUGCAGCUCAAGUGAUGGUUUUAUCAUCGUGGUUGAUCAGUCAGUGACACUUUUUGACAAUAUUUGUCGGUCUCUCCAACUGCACCUUCAGUUUGAUACUAAAGUGGAUGUAGUUGGCUUGUGUCAAGGAGGACAAUUUCUUUUGGUCGGUGAGAGAAGUGGCAACUUGCACCUUAUUCAUGUGACAUCAAACCAGACACUGCUUACUAAUGCAUUUGUUCAGCAAGCACCAGAUGAAAAUAAGUGUACUUAUCAGGAUCUUAUCAUAGAACAAGAUGGCUCAAAGGAAGGUACGUAUCACGUGUUCCUUCUUACACACAAUGGAUUGUUCUGCAUUAUGGAUCUGCAACUUACUCAAAUUCAGGAAGCCAUUGAGAAGAAGGACUUCAGAGCAGCAAAGGAGUUACAAGGACAAACCAAGACCAAUUUUAUAGCUACUGAAAAUUAUCAUGACCUUGGCUGUUUAAGCUUUGUGACUGGAGAUUUAACAAGUGAAAACCAUGUGAUGAUUGGGGGAACUGGUCAUUUUGCACUCUCUAAAUGGGAGCUGGAUCCUGAGAACAAAGUGGCAGCUGUUAAGAAUUUUAUUGAUUCAGACAUGAUUAAAGGUGUGAAGAAGAUUCAACUUACAGACAAUCUGCUCUUCGUUUUGGAUACUGCUAAUAUACUGAGCUUAUGGGACGUUUAUACUCUAAUUCCUGUUUGGAACUGGCCUUCUACCUGUUUUGAAGACUUCAUUCUCACCACAGAGGCUGAUUCUUCUUCAUCAGUCACUUGGCAAGGCAUUAUCAAUCUGAAGUUAAUAGCUCUGACUACUUCCAGUAAUCAGAUGAGAAACCUCAUGGUUUAUUCACUACCUACAAUGACCUUGCUGUAUUCUUUGGAAGUUUCUGCUGUUUCUUCACUUGUCAGGAUGGGAAUCAGCUCAGAUACAAUUUACCUUCUGGAAGGAAUUUACGAAAAUGACCACAACUCCCCUGAAAGCUUGGUGUCCAUUGUAGUACUUAGGUGUCUGACAGAAGCCUUACCAGAAAACAGAUUGAGUAGAUUACUUCAUAAGCACAAGUUUACAGAAGCUGAAAACUUUGCCAUCAGUUUUGGACUGGAUGUUGAGCUUGUUUAUAAGGUAAAAUCAAAUGACCUAUUGGAAAGAAUGGCUCUGUGUUCAGUAGGCACCCAUGGGCCAACAGUCUGUCAGGAAGUUGUGGAUGAAGCUAAAGAAAGUUUAUGUAAAAUCAAGGAUGACCAGUUUGUGGUGGAUUACUGCUUGAGAGCUCAGUGGCCAACCUUCAGGACAGCUCAGGAAAUGCUGAAUUACGCCAAAGUCAGACUUUUGAAGAAAGAAGAUAAAAUGACUGCUGCCUUUUCGGAUAGCUUAACAGAGGUAUUAAAGGCCCGUGCAAAACUGGCUACUUUUUAUGGAGCGUUUGGACCAGACAAAUUCAGUGGAAUGGGUUGGAUUGAAUUUUUGAAAAAUGAAGAUAUUCUGAAGGAUAUCUAUCUUCAGCUAAAGGAGGGAAACCUCUUUUGUGCACAGUUUCUUUGGCUUCGCCAUCGGGCAGAAUUUGAGAGCAGAUUUGAUGUGAACACGCUGGACAAAUUGCUGAACUCAAUUAGCACAAGUAUCCCCACGCGAGAGCUUUGUCUGUGGCUUCAGAGUGAUGUGGUUCCAUUUGUGAAAAGAAUCUUACCAGAUGGGCAGAGAAUCCUUGCAAAAUGGCUGGAGCAAGCAGCGAGGAAUCUUGAAUUAACUGAUAAGGCAAACUGGCCGGAGAAUGGACUUGAGGUGGCACAAGUGUUUUUUACGUCUGAAAAUCCAGAUUCCUUAGGGCUGACAUCUUCCUGCUAUUGUAUCUUGUUGAAGGAUUAUCAGAACACUGAAGAAAUCUGCCAUUUGAGGAAGCUGGUGGACAAUUUGCAAGAACUGAUCAAACUGCACAGGAAAUACAACUGUAAAUUGGCUCUCUCCGAAUUUGAGAAGGAGGACACCACCACCAUUGUGUUUCGGAUGCUUGACAAAGUUUUCGCCCCAGAACUUAUUCCUUCUGUCUUAGAGAAAUAUGUAAAAUUGUACAUGAAGGAGCAUAACCUGGAGGAGGAACCACUUCUUUUGCUGUACAUAAAGGAUAUGUUGGAGAGAUGUAGUUGCAAGUCUGCAUCACUCUUUGAAACGUCCUGGGAGUCCAAAGCCAUGGCGAUUAUAGGCUGUUUGUCUGAUACAGAUCUCAUCUUUGACGCCGUGCUGCAGAUCAUGUAUGGGGCUGUGGUGCCCUGGAGCAUAGCUGUAGAACAGCUGGUGAAAAAACACUUGGAAAUGGACCAUCCCAAAGUCAGAUUGUUACAGGAAAGUUACAAAUUAAUGGAAAUGAAGAAGCUUCUACGAGGUUAUGGAAUAAGAGAUGCAAAUCUUUUGAACAAGGAGAUAAUGAGGGUGAUCAGAUACAUCCUUAAACAAAAUGGCCCAACCUCCCUCGAGGAUGCUUUAAAGGUAGCCCAAGCUUAUCUGUUGUCUAAAGAUGAAAUCUACAGCUUAAGGAUCAUUGACCUGAUGAGCAGAGAACAGGGUGAAGAAUGCCUGUCCCUCUUGAAAUCCCUCCCUCCUGCUGAAGCUGAGAAAACUGCGGAAAGAGUGGUUAUAUGGGCACGCUUGGCACUCCAGGAAGAGCCAGAGAACUCCCAAGAGGACAAGAUUCAGAGGCUAUCUAUAGCCAAGACAACUGUAAACAUUAUAAAGGCUCUACGUGACAUUCAGAAAGAAAACCCUCUGAAGAUGGAUGAAUGUGAAGAAAACUUAAAAAUAUUUAAAACCAUCAGGAGCUUACAGGAGGAUUUUGAGCUCUUCCUUCCAUUUGAAGGCUACAGGAAUCAUUCACUGGUAGCUGGACUUCAUGAAGAACCCAUUAACACUCAGGAAAUUUCCCAGGCCUGGCAAAAAUCUAGGAGCACCCCAGAGGAGACUCCCACUAACCCAAAGAGUGCAUCACUUCGAUCGAGUUUGUACAGACAGACUCUGUGUCUGCUGGUGUCGGAGCAAGACUUGGAAGCUGAAGUGGUGUUGGAGACCUUAAAUUCAGGGAGGAUUGAGGAAGCCCUCCAGCUCUGCAGGGAUUUGUUUCAAAAUCACUGCAAUCCCAACACGGGAAGAGUGCUGGUUUUGGCAUGUCAGAAGCUUUGUCAGAUGCUGGGGGCUGACGCUUCAGUGACUCUGCCUGAGGGUUUGAAUCUUCCUCUGGAGAUCCAUCAGCUGGCAUGCCAGGCAGCCACCAUCUGUAGCCCAGAUUUUUUAUUAGAUGCUCUGGAAAUGUGUAAAUAUACUUUAACUGCCAUGGAGAUUUACAGACAGUGCCAGCUGGAGGAGUGUGGAACUCUAACAAAGACUUCCUUUGGAGCUGAUAGAGAUCCCUAUGAAGAGUGGAUUUACAAUGAUUUCUUCAGUGAGGAUGGAAUUGUUCUUGAAUCACAGCUGGUGCUGCCAGUUAUCUAUGAGUUGAUUUCAUCUCUUAUACGUGCAUCUGGAGGCAAAAGAUAUCCUUUGGACUCUGCCACCCUGCCAUAUUGCCCAUUUAAUAAAGGAGAUAAUCUUCUUCUACCGAUUAUCAGCCCUAUCUGUGCUGUGCUUCAGAGCCUGCAGGAAUCCAGUCAGUGGGAGCUCUCUCUGAAAUUUGUAGUAGGUUCCUUUGGCAUCUGCCUUCAGCAUGGAAUGUCGAACUGCAUGAAUAUCUCCUUGAGUGAGAAGCUGUAUGAAGAGAGACUGUUAAUCAGUACCAAAAGGACUGUUGUUGGCUUGAAAGAAAAAUCCACGGCCUUAAUCAGAAAAAAUGCUACGGCCCUGUUACACAAAGUAUUUAAUUGUCGUCUGGUGGAUCUUGACCUGGCCCUGGGUUACUGUACUCUUUUACCUAAAAAAGAUGUCUUUGAAAUUAUCUGGAAAGUCAUCGACACCACAUGGCAAAACUACAACAAGAUUUUGGCUGUGUCCCAGGUGGGAGCUCAACUGGCUUAUCUCUAUAAGGAACCAGAAAUAAGGCUGAAGUUCCAGGAAUUAGCCACAGAUGCCCAGUGGGGGCUCCGCCUUGGAAAACUUGGGAUUUCUUUCCAGCCAGUGUUCAGGGAGCAUUCACUAAGAAAAAAAGAACUCAUGAGCACCCUGGUGAAGAAUACAGAUGUGGAUACGGCUCUCAUUCUGGAAUACUGCAGCACAUACGAACUAGACAGUGAUGCGGCUCUUCAGCUUUUCAUCGAAACCCUGAUUCUCCACCAUCAUCAUAUCAACAAUCUUGAGGAAGACAGUGCCAUAUAUUCUCUGAAACAGCACCACUCACAAAUUCUGGCCAAAGCGCUUGAGAUCGUGCCUUUACUGAAAAGCACAAGGAAUUUGGUUGUGAGUCUUAGCAGCAUUCUGUACAAGUUGGAUCCAUAUAACUAUGAAAUUAUUGAAGUCGUCUUGAAAAUUAUACAGAAAGCUGAUGAAAAGGUCACCAGUGUCAAUAUUAAUCAGGGCUUGAGUCUCGUGAAGCAUUUGAAAUCGUACAGACGAGCAUCCCCUCCUGGGAAUCUGGAACACGAGUACAUCAUGAACCAUGCAAUGACCCUGUCCUCAGCUGCUCAGACUCGGCUGCCUUUUCACCUAAUUUUCUUUGGAAAAGUGCAGAACUUCUGGAAAAUCCUUUCUGCUGAGCUCAGGGAGGAGUCCUUCCCAACGUUCCUGUUGAUCACUAAACUCAUGAAGGUUUCUUUGGAUUCUUUGUAUGUGUCGACAGCCAAGCAAGUGUUUGAAAAAAGCUUGAAGCCAAAGUUGCUGAAGCAGGUGCAGGCUCAGGGCUCGACCCUGAAUAACAAGGAAAUAGCAAAGACCUAUGAGACUCUGCAGUCCUAUUUGUUAUCUAUAGGUAAUCCUGAGUGGGCCGUUGCUGUGGCCAUCAACUUUGCUCAGGACAUUCCCGAAGGUUGCUACAAGAUAACUACAUUGAAAUUUUGCCUUUAUUUGGCUGAGAAAUGGCUAAAGAAGAUUCCACCUCAGGAUGAAACCCAUGAGAAAGCUGAGGCCUUGCUGAAGCAUCUGAGGCUGCAGUACCAGCGGUCAGGCACCGAAACUGUGCUCAUCACCCACCGCCUGAGCACCCCGGAGCACCUGCGGCUGCUGGGGAAGCCAGCGCAGCUCAUCACCAGUCUGUAUGAGCACAGCAGCAUCCCGCUGAGGAUCCAGGGACCAGCCGGCCAGGACUGUCCUGAUAUUCAUGCAGCUGCCAAGGAAAUAGCUGAAAUUAACAACUUGGAUUUGGAAAAAAUCUGGGACACGCUUCUUGAAAAAUGGUUAUGUCCGACAACACAGACCAAUGAGAUACCUUCAGAGUUCUUUAAUAUUCAAGGAGAUGAAGCCCUCCAAAGAGUUCUAUAUCUCCUCCAAAUACGUCCCAUUGAUUACAGUUCAAGAAUGUUAUUUUUGGCUGCAACAUCUGUAUCUGUAAGUUUACAUAAACAUCAGUUGACGUUUGCCUAUAGAAGACGAGCUCUUCACUGUCUCUUAUGUUUGGCAGACAGGGAAACAAUUGAGUCUCUCUUCAGAAAACCUUUUGAGGAAGUAAAAUGUUUUCUGAAAUGCAUCACUUUCCUCGCUGCUUUUGAAAUGUUGAAUAUCCCUCUCACAUAUGAUUCAUUUCACAACAGUCCUAAAGAAGGGAUGAUUAAAGGCCUAUGGAAAAAUCAUAGCCAUGAACCUAUGGCUGUGAGACUGGUGACUGAACUUUGUCUGGAAUACAAGGUCUACGACACUCAGCUUUGGAGCGGCCUGUUACAGAAGCUGCUCGGCUUCAACCUGAUCAACUAUCUAAGGAAUGUUUUAACAGCCAUUGCCAAUAUACAGUCCUUAUGGCAGAUCCCAUACUUUGGCAGAGCUUGGCAGCAGGUCUCCCAGAAACCACUCAUUUCAGCCUCUUGCCCACUGAGUCCUUCUCAGUUAUCUGCCUGUCGUGAGAGUCUCGUGGUUCUUCUGGAGUGUCCUGUCUCCAUGGACCUAGAUAUGGGUGGAAUUGCCAAACAGUACAGCCAGCUGGAGCUUCCAGCCUUCACCCUGGCCUGCCUUCUGCUGAUGCCCCCCUCGGACAAGAGAGACCAGCAGCUUCAGAAUUUCUUGGCCUGGUGUAAUCCUGAGACUGUCUUAGAACAAGUAGAUGAACAUAUGAACACCGGCCGGCUGGCAGGGUUCGCCUGUCAAGUGAGGAAUUUUAUUUUGAAUCAUGUCAUAAACAAGAGGCAGUUUGGGAUGCUGGCAAACACGAAAUACUUCCCGCUGUUGAAAUCACAAGUGAUAAGUACCCAGAAGGUCAAGGAGUUGGUGAACUAUCUCGUCCACGAUGACAGUUUGGAUGAAGCCUCAGUGCUAAUAACGGAAUACUUAAAACAGUGUGGGAAACCUGUGCCCCCAGAUACAGCUCCUUGUGACGUUGUGAAGAUGUUUCUAAGUGAAUCAAAGUAAUCAUCACAAACCUUGUACAGGAAGGAGAAGUGGAGGCUUGAACUCGACAUUCACUGACAAUGGUUGUUACUGUGUUUAAGCACGUACUGUGCGAAAGAGAAUGGAGCUGCUUGUCAAGUGAGACAGAUCAUCCUGGUGCAUCCAUGCACUCGUUGGCUCAAAGGCCACAGACCUCUCUGCUAGGCCCGUGUGCUUCUAGAUUGGAUCAACAUGAGAAUUCUCUUCCCUUUUAUUUAAAGGAAAAGGGGAGCAAGGAGCAGUCCUCUGAAUGUAUGCUCACUGUUAAAGCUCAUGUAUCCCUAAAAUGCUUUGUUAUCCUCAAUAUGUUACUUUUGUUGAAGGCAAUUGGAAAAAUAAUGCUUUGUCAAUAGUAUAAAACUCAGAUUCCCUAUUUAUUUUCCUCUAUUUGUAGCCUAAGACAUUUGUGAUUAUUCAUGUGACUAAACUGUUAGACUGUAAUUUAUUUUUGU